Molecule: messenger RNA, 1321 nt
Organism: Abrus precatorius (Indian licorice)
Lineage: Eukaryota; Viridiplantae; Streptophyta; Magnoliopsida; Fabales; Fabaceae
Product: glucan endo-1,3-beta-glucosidase-like
Exons: 2
Coding region: 54-1073 (339 amino acids)
Biological process (GO): carbohydrate metabolic process
Cellular component (GO): plasma membrane
Molecular function (GO): hydrolase activity, hydrolyzing O-glycosyl compounds
Source: RefSeq, a predicted model, not a curated record
AUAUACAUAUCACUUAGUGUUAAAAGAGUUGAGUUAUAGUUUACUCAAUAGAUAUGUUCUUCUCAAGAGGCAAUACUGCCAUCCCUGCCAUAUUCCUGCUUCUAGGAAUAUUAUCUUCCACUGGAGUAGAAUUUACGGGAGCACAAUCUGUGGGAGUGUGUUACGGAGGAAAUGGAAACAAUCUACCCACAAAGCAAGCAGUGGUGGACUUAUACAAAUCAAACAGAAUAAUGAAAAUCCGUUUAUACUAUCCAGACGGAGGAGCCCUUCAAGCCCUCAAAGGUUCAAACAUAGAGGUGAUUCUUGGAGUCCCUAAUGACCAACUUCAGUCACUUACCAACGCUGGAGCUGCCACAAAUUGGGUCAACAAGUACGUGAAAGCCUACACACCAGGUGUCAAAUUCAAGUACAUUGCAGUUGGCAAUGAAGUUCACCCAGGUGAUGCUGCAGCAGGUUCAGUUCUUCCCGCACUACAGAACAUUCAGAACGCAAUUUCUUCAGCCAAUUUACAAGGCCAAAUCAAGGUCUCAACUGCAAUAGACACCACUCUACUAGGAAAAUCAUACCCACCAAGAGAUGGCGUUUUCAGCAAUGGUGCAACUCCCUAUAUAAAGCCAAUCGUCAACUUCUUAGCCAAAAACGGUGCCCCACUUCUUGCAAACGUGUACCCAUAUUUUGCUUACGUUAAUAACCAACAAAGCAUUGGUCUUGACUAUGCUUUGUUCACUAAACAAGGUAAGAACGAGGUUGGGUACCAAAACCUGUUUGAUGCGUUGUUGGAUUCUCUCUACGCUGCUCUUGAUAAAGUAGGUCAAUCCAAUAUUAAGGUGGUUGUGUCUGAAAGUGGGUGGCCGUCAGGAGGAGGAGCUGGAGCCACUGUUCAAAAUGCAGGAACCUAUUACAAGAAUUUGAUUAAUCAUGCAAAGGGUGGAACUCCUAACAAGCCUGGACCCAUUGAGACAUACCUAUUUGCUAUGUUUGACGAAAACCAGAAGCAAGGUCCAGAAAUUGAGCGACACUUUGGUCUCUUCAGACCCGACAAAUCUCCUAAAUACCAACUAAAUUUCAGUUAAACAAGUAUUGCUAAGUUAUCAUAAAUAAACAAACUCGGUGUCAUUUAGAAUAAGGGUGCCUCGUGCCAGUGGUUUUAGUUUCACCAAUAAUGUAGAACACACUCCAAGCUUCUAAUUAAUAAAUUUUUAUCUACCACUUUAUAUUGCGCAUGCAUACAUGUUUUAUUUAAAUGUUUUAACUUACGAGUUUUGUUCUUUGCCAAGAACUUUGUAAACACGUGUGGAGGUGGAAAAUGGGAUAUUUGUCC